Parasteatoda tepidariorum (common house spider) is the source of this 885-nucleotide messenger RNA. RefSeq lists its product as uncharacterized. Lineage: Eukaryota; Metazoa; Arthropoda; Arachnida; Araneae; Theridiidae. The record is from RefSeq and is a predicted model, not a curated record.
ACCACGAGUUCUUGGGAAAAAUAAUUCUGCUUGUUGCGUACUCAGACAUUGUUUUAUACUGGCUAAAGGAAAGUUCCAGGUUAUUGUUGAAAAACACUCACUAGAGAGAACUUCAACUGUAUGAAAUUCACUUCAUUUUUUUAAGUAUUAGAAUGGAAGGGUAUAUUUUAUAUGUGCUGGUAGCUCUUUUAUUUGCUGGGACUUUAUCCAGUGAUGUCCAUGAUGACAACACUGGACUUUUUCGUAUUCCAAAAGAGGCUUUUAAUCUGAGCACUUCACCUACAACUUCAGUUACUGUGAAUGAAACUGUUACAACGGUGCUAUCCUUGAAUGAGACAACUCCUGGAAAUUCAAGCGAGUCUGAAACCACCACACGAAGCAUGCAGGAAUUAAAAGUUAACCCCACAACUCAGACUACAGAACAUACCACUGAAACUGAAAUAGAAGAAACCACUUUAGAUCAACUUGUUACUGAUAGUACUGGCUGCCUUGUAAAUCUGAAAAACAAGAUCGAAGAUGGUUGUCAUGAUAGGUUUGAGCAGACUGUCAUAAGCCUUCACGAUGAGGAAAAUAAUGGUGGAGUUUGCUGUGCUUUGGAAGACUACGAGAAAUGUGCUCUAAAUGGCUAUAAGAGAUCAAACUGCCAGAUUGAUCAGAAGGAGCUUAAAAAGUUACUGGGUACAGCUAGAAUAUUUGCAGCUGCUAUGUCUGAAGUGAACUGUGCAGAAUAUAAAGCGCAAUGUAAUUCUGGUGCAACUGUGAUUCAUCCUUUUAGUCUUAUCCUUACCGCAGUACCAGUUUUUCUCCUGCUUCUAUAAGAAAUUUCAAUGCAUUGUUGAACAAUGCUUAGCACUGUUUCUAUUUGAAUAAAUGUUUUUAACUUUU